CUUGCCAUUAGUUGAUUCUACUUUAUAACUCGACUAGUUAGAAAUGGCUGAAACCCAGUCGACAACACAGCCAAUCGCUCUUCCGACUUCAGCAUCACAUUCGUUGUCCUCGUCUUCGUCCAAUCCUCAAGACUUUAGCAUGGACGUUGGUUCAUUCACCGGCUCGUCGUCGGGGCCCUUCAACCCGGCCUCAUACACAAGACAUUUCAUCGGUUCUCCCAUCUCCUGGCGAGCGGGUUCCUAUGGAAUGUCCAUGAUGGCCACUUCGACUGGCAACCCUUCUUCAUGGUCCUCAAGAUUCCCCGUCGGUUCCCCAACCCACCAGCUUCUCAGCUCAUGGGAAGCAGGUAAAACACCUUCUUCCCUCGACGCAGACCGCUCCAUCCUCAAUGCCCUCAACGUUUUCGACCGUGAAGGCGAGCUUUGCCGGAAUUACACCUGCUGUGGCCUCCACCUUAGCGACCUCCAUGCGCUCCUGGAGCACUUUGAGGAAGUCCACAUCGUCGUCGUCGACCCAAACAACGCACAGUCGCAGGCCCAUAUCCAGGUGCCCUUCAACCCACAGGUCAACGAGCUCUCGCCUCAGCAGCAGAUGCAGCAACGGACCUCGGGCAACCCUUCAGCCGCCGCGGCGCGCAACGCCUCUGCAGCAGCCCAGUUCCAGCAGCACCUCAACUCUCUCGCCAACACCGCCAUGCAGCAGAACCAGCAGUUCUCACAGUUCCAGAAUCACCAGCCACCCCCACCGACACCCUUCGACCCAGACGACAUGGAACUCGAACUCGAUCUAGACAACGGCGUCCCCCCACCAACAUCAUCGCUCCCACCAUCGGUGCCACCGUCCUCAGCUGCAAGCACCGCAACCUCGUACUCGCACUUUGCGUCGAGCUCCCGGUCGUCGCCAUCCAGUGGCGCGCCCUCCCCACCUGAUACUCCCAUCACCACCCCGUUGUCCGCCUACCCAUCUCCACAUGCUUUCGUUCCUAAUCACCUGCCGAAUGGUAACCCGAAUGGCAUUCUCUCACCCUACAUUUCUCAACCAUCGUCGCCUCUAUCAGGGACAGCAGCGAGCACCAGGCAGAAUUCACCCACCGGCUUCGGUGGCAAUGCCCAACACGGUACCAUCCGACCAAACCUCAAUCUCAACCUCAGUUAUCCACGCUCUCAGCUUAGCAAUUCGAACGUACUUGCCCAUCCCGAAGACGCAUUCAACACGUAUGCUCGUUUCGCUUCUGAUUACUCUAGCUGCUUGCCUGGCGCCCAGUUUAAUGGUGCGAGUAGGGAUGAGUGGGAACGGGUUCAUCAGCAGCAACAAAACCCUCAGGACCAACAGGUCGAGGGACAACAGCAGAGCGGAGACCAACCGCAAAUGUCUUGCCUCCCUCCUGCACUCUUGUUUGCCCCUAGUGGCACUUGUACUCCGGCCAGCACGCCCGGUAGUCGUGUUGGGAGUCCAAGUCCCGGCCAGCAACAGCAACAACAAGGUAGCAAUAGGUCGCCCCCUGUGUCAGGUGCUCCGGCCUUGGUCAAGUCCAAUACUGCUCCCGCUACACCCACCGGCGCGACUUCGGCGAACGGUCGACAGCAGAUGGCCAACGGUACCUCCACCACCACGCAUCACAAUACAUCCUCCCAUCACUCGACUUCAUCAACUUCUCUACGACCCGCCGCGUCGCUGCUGUUGUCCAAGCCGUUCCGAUGCCCGAAGCCGAAUUGCAACAAGUCGUAUAAGCAGGCGAAUGGGUUGAAGUACCACAUGACCCAUGGAAGCUGCAACUUUGCGCCGCCAAAGGAUCUGGAGCAUGUCAAGGAUCUGUUGGAGAGGAAGAGGAGGGAGAGGGAGGCGAAGGGUGCACCUGUGAACCGCCCCAACGGUGGUGCCAAUGACGGGACGAUUGGUGGACUCCCUUCGACGCUCGACACCCAGCUCCUCAGCACCUACUACGAUCUCAACCUGUCGUCGAUGAACAUCACUGAGACGGAGUUGAGGGAGGUGGAGCGGGAGGCUGAGAAGCGACUGCGGCCGUUUGCGUGUGGCGUUGGCGAUUGCCAACGCCGGUACAAGAACAUGAACGGCUUGCGGUAUCACUACCAGCAUUCGGGCGAUCAUGGCGCUGUCGGUCUCGCCCUGCUCGCGAGCGGGCAGCACGAGUGCUUGCAGAACGGCACCCAUGGACGCAAGAACCACCAUCACCAUUCCAGCUCGUCGAGUUCCACCACGCAUUCGUCCUCUGCCGCGACGACGACGAAUCAGGAGGAUGAGCGUGAAGGAAGGAAGAGGCAUUUGUUCAAGAACCAUUCGGCGAGCGUGCCUGUUAGUCGGGCGGGCAGUCGGAGCCGGACGGGUACCCCUAUCCCUGUGAGCGUCCCCGUAACGACCGUGAACAGUGCCAACACGAGUCCCAAGUCGGGUGUUAUGCCUAUGAACGCCGGUUCGACCACGUCGACGCCAGCGCCCCAUACGAGCACGUUGACGACUCCGAUCCAGGUUGUGCAGGUUCAGCAGGUGAAUGGUGUGGGGAUCAACACUGGGCUGCCGCCGAAUUCCGGGACUGGGGCGACGACGACGAGUAGUACGAGCUCGAGUUCGUUGAGCCAGGCGUUGGGCAAUACGCAGCCUCUUUCGAGGAGUGGGAGUCAGCCUGGUUCGCAGAGCACGUCUCCGUCUUUGGGGAGUGCUUCGACUGCUGGAGUGGGAGGACAACAACAGCAGCAGCAGCAGCAAUACACGCAACAGCAACAACAACAGAUUGCGGCUGCUGCGUAUCAGCAGUAUGCCGCGCAGAUGCAGAGGCAGUAUCAGGCUGCUAUUCAGGCUGCUCAGCAGCAGCAGCAGCAGGGGCAACACGGACAGCAGCACCAGCAUGGCCAGCAGGGGAUGUACGAUGCGCAAGGGCAGCAGUAUGCUUCUAUGGAUAUGUCGUAGAGGAGGGAGAUUAGAGAUAGAUUUUCCCCUCCGUCUUUGGUUUUGAACCUCGAAAGCAUACUCGACGCCGACGACCAGUCGACGACAUCCGAUGCACAUCGGCCCAACCAAAAGUAUUCAGACUACUACUAGUUCCUGGUUAUAUGUUUUUUUGAUCCCGAAAAAAGAAAUCGUACUUGUAUACACGGCGGCGCUACGAAUGUUUUUUUUAGUUCGUGGAGUUUGCUUUUAAAGCCUCUUUUUUCUUCUUCUUUGCUUUUUGUAGAUUAUACUCAGUUAUCUGGUCUCCUUCCUCUCUUCCUCGGUUCGGUAUCGUUUCGACAGUCUACUUAGUACUGCCUCUGGUUUUUAAAACUUUGGCUUCUCCCCCUGUUACGCGACCUCGACUCCAUUCGCUACUCCCUUUUUCACUACUAUGGGGGCUUGACUUGACCUCCUCGACAUCUUAUGCUAUUCUGUUUUUAUUCUUUGUUCUUUAUGUCUUCCGAGCUUCUUUUCCUAUUCCUUUUCCCUUUUUACCUCUUCUAUCGCCUUGCUUCCUCCCCCCUUGCUUCUCGUCGACCCACUCACGCUUGUUAAAUCUUUAAAUCUACCAAACACACGUUCAGGCGGCGCAUGUGACAUUUGUGCGUUGGUUGGAUGUGAUAGUUGCGUUUUUUUGCGAAAGUAUUUGUACUACCAGUUUUUGUCGUUAAUUUCUUUUUUGUGUAACCCUUUCUCCCUCCCUCUUGUCCUCCUUUUUCCGCGUCCCUUCCUCGAUCCUCAAUCGUCCCUUU
This is a messenger RNA of Coprinopsis cinerea okayama7#130, 3702 nucleotides long. RefSeq lists its product as hypothetical. Bases 44 to 2926 code for a protein of 960 amino acids. Gene Ontology annotation, cellular component: nucleus. The record is from RefSeq and is a predicted model, not a curated record. NCBI's taxonomy places the organism in Eukaryota, Fungi, Basidiomycota, Agaricomycetes, Agaricales, Psathyrellaceae. The transcript has 5 exons.